Messenger RNA from Emiliania huxleyi CCMP1516, 499 nucleotides. RefSeq lists its product as hypothetical. The record is from RefSeq and is a predicted model, not a curated record. The coding region runs from base 106 to 312 and encodes 68 amino acids. The transcript is spliced from 2 exons. Lineage: Eukaryota; Haptophyta; Isochrysidales; Noelaerhabdaceae.
CCAGGCUCCGCACUGGUUCUGACGCCUGCACGUCCCGUCGUGCCGGUAAUCACCAGCGCGCCGCGCUGCUCCACUGGCGGCCCCGACAUGUUCAUUGGAUGAUCAAUGAUGACCGCCGUCAGUGCCGCCAAAACGGUGGUGACGGGGUCGGACCUGCAGGGCGGCGGCGUCUUCUCCUUCAUCAAGGCGAAGGGUACGCCGCAAAACCGCGCCAUCAUCGCUUCGGUGUUUGUCGCUCUCGGCACUCUCGUUGCCAACCCCUCCAUCGUGACAGCCCUUACAGCUGACGCUUCCAUCAACAGCGACAUCUAGAGUUGCUGCCAUAGGGCACGGCUGGCGCGCCCGCUUGAGAUGCUUGAGACCUGCCAUCAUGAUUCAGUGCUCUCGAAAAAGCCGCGCGAACGCCGGCAAGAGGCGCUGAGGAGAGACGCAGGUCCAUGCCACGCAGGAGGCGCCGCCAAUUUCGUAGAUUUUGUUGUGUCAUUGUGUGCAUUAACCA